Molecule: messenger RNA, 1837 nt
Organism: Musca domestica (house fly)
Lineage: Eukaryota; Metazoa; Arthropoda; Insecta; Diptera; Muscidae
Product: membrane-bound alkaline phosphatase
Exons: 3
Coding region: 45-1661 (538 amino acids)
Biological process (GO): dephosphorylation
Molecular function (GO): alkaline phosphatase activity
Source: RefSeq, a predicted model, not a curated record
CCAUUGCAGACUGAAACCAAACUUUUGUGCCAAAAAUCGGAAAUAUGUCGAAAAUAUUAUUUCUAAAAUUAUUAUUUAUUUUUCUGAUUAUUACUUUGGCCUCGGGUCGCAUUGUGGAUGACAUCAGUUUUCACAAUCCACAAAAUUUGGCCGGCCAAAUGGUGAAGACAAGAAAUUCGAUAUCUGUGGAAAAGGUUGGUGUCAAUAAACCUACCCCAGAAGAGGAAAAAGAUCCAGAAUUCUGGAGAUCCGUUGCGAGGGAGCAAGUCUUGAGGAAUCUAGAAAAACAAAAACUGAAUGUGAAUAAGGCUAAGAAUAUUAUUAUGUUUCUUGGCGAUGGCAUGUCCUUGUCAACGGUGGCGGCUGCUCGCAUGCUGAAGGGGCAGAGAAAAAACCACACAGGAGAAGAGGAUUCCUUGAGCUUUGAGAAGUUUCCCCAUGCUGCUUUUAGUAAGACAUACUGUGCCAAUGCCCAAGUUGCUGAUUCGGCUUGCACCGCCACGGCAUACCUGUGUGGUGUAAAGGGCAAUAUUGUAACAAUUGGCGUUAGUGCCAAUGUGGAGUAUAACAAUUGCAGCGCCAGCAUGGACCCAGCAAACCAGGUAUCAUCCAUUGCAGCCUGGGCUCAAAAGGCGGGUAAAUCCACUGGCUUCAUUACCACAACCACCUUGACUCAUGCCAGUCCAAGCGGCACUUAUGCUCAUGUAGCCAAUCGCCUGUACGAAAGUGAUGCCGAUGUCAUGUCCUUUGGACAAGAUCCUGCAACAUGUAUGGAUAUGGCACAUCAACUUGUUACCCAAGAACCGGGACGUAAUUUCAACAUUAUGAUGGGUGGUGGAAUGGCGAAGUUUUUACCCAAAAAUAUUAAAGAUUUCCAUGGCAAUAACGGUAUAAGAGAAGAUGGUAGAAAUCUUCUGUCCACCUGGCAGGCAAUGCACCCGGGUGGGGUAUUUGUAUCAAAUCGCGAAGAACUCUUAAAUGUAAACACCAGCAAUGUGUCACAUAUCAUGGGUAUAUUCAAUACAAAAGCCAUGGACUAUUAUGCUGUGUCGGACAAAAGCCAACAGCCUUCACUGGCGGAAAUGACAGAGACCGCUUUGAACCUGUUGCAGCGUAACGAAAAAGGAUAUUUCAUUUUCAUAGAAGGAGGUCACAUCGACACGGCUCAUCACGAAAAUAAAGCCGGAAUAUCUUUGGAUGAAACAUUGGAGUUUGACAAGGCCAUACAAUUGGCGCGUGAUAUGACCGAUCCUGAGGAAACCCUUAUUGUUGUAACGGCCGACCAUGGCCAUGGCCUGACCAUUAAUGGUUAUCCUGGACGUGGAACAUCUAUUUUGGGUUUGAAUCAGCAUGAUUUAGGUGCAGAUGGUUUAAAGUAUUCUACUCUUAGCUAUGCAUUGGGUCCACAGCAAUUUAUCGAUGAACAUGGCCAACGUGUGGAUUUGGAUGGAAUUCCGCGGGAUAUUGACAGCAUUUAUCCUAGCUAUGUAAAGUCGAAUGAUGGACACCAUUCAGGAGAAGAUGUUGGCGUUUUCGCAUCAGGACCUUUUGAUCAUUUAUUCACUGGAGUAUUGGAACAGAAUGCCAUUCCACAUUUGAUGGCUUAUGCCGCCUGCAUCGGCGAUGGCUUAACAAUGUGUGAUGAUAAUGUAGAGGAGUGAGAGAUUGUACUUUUCAAUACCUUUUGAUAAGGAGUAUCAAUUAUUCAUUACAAGGAUAAUAAAGUUAAAACUUGUACUGUUCAGAUAGUUAUGUUCAGAUGUCGCCGUUUUUAAGCAAAUAACUAUGAAAAUAUCAAUACUAUCUAUGUGACAAUUUUUAUUAUUUAAAACCAACA